Messenger RNA from Podospora anserina S mat+, 597 nucleotides. RefSeq lists its product as uncharacterized. Gene Ontology annotation, molecular function: structural constituent of ribosome. The transcript has 3 exons. The coding region runs from base 1 to 597 and encodes 198 amino acids. Lineage: Eukaryota; Fungi; Ascomycota; Sordariomycetes; Sordariales; Podosporaceae. The record is from RefSeq and is a predicted model, not a curated record. Gene Ontology annotation, cellular component: mitochondrion.
AUGGUCGGCGUAAUAAGGAGAUUACACAAGCUCAAGGCUCUCCUUGACAUCAGGUGCGGGCCGGGGGCUGCCAUCUUCCCCAGCGAUGUGACCAGGAUACACCUCGAGUUUGCCUAUGGUCUGGCAGGACACUUGGGACCAAGGAAAUUUUGGAACACAAAUCUCCCACGACUGAAAUUCUGGAACCCCGCUAUUCCGAUGAUUGUCAACCGAACAACAGACGUAACUGGGCCAGCGGUGUUGAGUGUCUACUUCCGCGAGCCAGGCUCGAUCCUGCAGGAAUUGCAGACGCCAAGUUCAUCUUUCCACGGGUUCGCCAAGGCCCCACAACCAGCCGAGGGCGAGCGUGUCCUUACGAUUGAUAUGAAGAACCUGCCGUCCGAGAAAAUUCUCGACGAGCUCAUCAGCAAGAGUGGCGCGGUUCCAGUAAGACCAACACCGCAAGACGAGGCCGACUUGGCCGAACUCAGGGACUUGGAGCGCACGGGAGAGAUCGACCGGGAAAGAGUAAAGAGGAAGACGGAUGCUGAGAAGAGGGAGAAGAGGCUCAUUGCCCAGGCGCAGUCUGAGGCUGCCGCUAUCAGGGCUGCGCUGUAA